Molecule: messenger RNA, 9324 nt
Organism: Closterium sp. Naga37s-1
Lineage: Eukaryota; Viridiplantae; Streptophyta; Zygnematophyceae; Desmidiales; Closteriaceae
Source: the annotation of a GenBank genome assembly
AUGCAGGUCGGCCGAAGCAAAGCGCGCAGCAGCACAGUGUAUAAGAACCUCAAUCCGACGUGGAAUGAGGAGUUUCUAUUUAGAACGGAUAACCUUGAAACGGAUGUUCUCCUUGUGACCGUUUGGGACGAGGAUUACUUAGGAAAAGCGGAUUUUCUGGGUCAAAUGUCGGUGCCGGUUGCUGCGGUGGCGGCUGCGGAAGGGAAGAGCCUUUCGCCGACGUGGUAUCCGCUUAAGAAGAGAAGCGAGCGAUCUCGCUCCUUCGUCUCAGGCGAAAUCCUUAUAGAGGUCUCACUUUGGGGCCUCGUGUCCCACGCGGCUCAAUCCCAAACCUCCAGCCCUGUCAGCUCAACCGCCCUCUCCCCUUACUCCUCCACUCCCUUCUCCAUCACCCCUCCCUCCACCUCGCACACCCCCACUCUCCCGCUCCUCACCUCCUCCUCCUCCUCCUCCUCCUCCUCCACACCACCCUCCCUCGCUUCCACCCCCGGCACCUACCAACCCAACCCAACCGACCAGACUUACAACCCACCAGCGAAUUUCCAACUCCUGCAUCCGGACCAGAUGGGCCUUAGUACAAUCCCAUCCGAGCCACAUUCCCCAACCUCCUCUGCUGACUCGACAGCGUCUGCGCCUGGCGGCUUGGGCUCGCUGUCACUCUGGCUGUCAGGGCCCCUCUCCUCCACCUGCUCCUCCGCUGCUUCUGCCUCCCUGACCUUCCACUCUGGGACUCUGAUGCUGACUGGGGUGCCGCCUGCUGCUUCUGGCUCUCUGCCUCCUGCUGGUGCACCGACUUUCCUGCUGCCUCCUGCUGGUGCACCGUCUCUCCCGCUGCCUCCUGCAACGAGUUCUUCCUCUGCUGAAGCUGACGCCACUGCACCUCCUCCUCUACUGAAUGGUGGGACCUCCUCAUCCGCUCCUCCUACUCAUGCCUCAGGCGGGAGCGAUGCAGCAGCCCUCGCCGACCUUGCAUCACCUACUGACAUGGCAAUCGUAGCUCAUUCUGCCGACUUGCACCUAAAAUCCGUCGCUGAAUCCCACGCCAUCCACCACUCCACCUCUGCCCCUGCCCGCCCCUCCAAAUCCCACUUCUUUCACUCCUUCACCCGCUCCAAAUCCAAAACUUCCACUCACGGCCACGUCAGCACCAUAUCCGAAUCCUCUGACGAAUCCCCCUCUCCCAUACCUCAUAGCGCCCCCACCGCGGCUCUCCUCCCUCACGCCGCCACCAUCAACACCCCCCCUCCACACCACCACUCCUCUAAAGACCCAGCAAACACCGACACAAACACGGAGGUCUUUCCAGGGGCUAAGUCCGUGGGGCUGAGGCAGCGGUUGUCUGGAUUCACCUCCUCCUCUAAGGCCUCCCGCAGAGCCUCGGAACAGCAGCAGCAGCCCCCGGUGCACGGCCUGCCGAAGCAGCGCUCUGUGUCGUCCUUCCUGCCCCGCCGCCGCUCCUCCUCCUCUGAAAACGCCGCUGUGAAGGCCAGUAAGAGCGUGGAGGGCGGAGUAGCAUCUCCCUUGCCGAAAUCCGGGAGUGUAACGGGGGGUGGGGCGGGGAGCGGGGGUUCGGGAGCGUCUUCAGGGGACGAUGGAGGGGAGAAGGGGGAAGGGGCGGGGGUGGUGGGGGGGUUAGGCGGAGGGGAGAGUUUGGUGCCACUGUCGUGGUUUGACGGGGAUCUUAAAGGGGUGGCUUCUAAGGGGGAUAUGCCGGCUGCGCUGGGGGGAGGGGUGCUGGUGGAGCAGUGGUAUGGCGUGCCGGCCCAUGAGCUGAACGGGAUACUGUUUAAGCCUGACUCCGACUUCUAUGCUGAGUUCACAGCCGAGCGCAAGGUGUCUCAGCUCGAAACAGGACCAUGGAUUGAGGGAGACGCUGCUGCAAUCCCCUCACUAGCAGACUCCCUCCCUGCCACCAUCACAACCGCCAACGUGCCCGCCUCUCCUCCCAUCAGCUCGCGAGUGGUCCGCUACAUGACCGCGCCCUCCUCCCUGGUCAAGUCUGUACUCGCUACAGAGCUGAUGCGUUACAGCAGGGCGGACGCGGGGGGGUAUCUGGUGGAGGUGUAUGUGGCGACGCCUGACGUGCCGUAUGGCAACACGUUCCGCACCGAGAUGCAGUUCUGCAUCACACCGUCACCAGACGGCAGCAGCUGCCAGCUGCGCGUGUCGUGGGCGCCGUGCUUCCUGCACAGCACCAUGAUGAAGGGCAUGAUUGAGAACGGCAUGCGAUCGGGCCUCAAGGACACUUACAUUGCUUACCAGGCGAUCCUGUCCAAAUACGCUGCACCUGCCACAACCCCUCUCGGUUUCUCCUCCGCAUCUGCCCUCCUCCCCGAGCCUCCGCCGAAGCAGCCGCUGAUGGCUCGGCUGUUCAACAUACUGGGGCACUUUUCCAUGCUGCUCUUCUUUGUCUCCCUUAUAGUGCUCCCCAUGCACUUCAUACAGCGUGCCAAGGGCCUGCCAGGCGUGCAGUUUUUGCUGCUGGACUUGCCUGAUGGGUGCGUGGGGAGAAAGGGGCAUGUCAGGGGUGUGGGUGCUGCUGCUGCUGGACCUACCAGGUGUGUUGGGGGCGACCAUGGGAAGAAGGCGGAGGGAGAGGGGUGGCUGCUGACAGUGACGCUGGUGCAAGGGGAGGGCGUGGGGGAGGUGGGGGGGCUAGGCGGCAAGAGCGACCCGUACGUGGUGCUGACCUUUGACGCGUGCGAGGACCAGGCAGAGGUGGACCCCCCAUCAACGCUAGACGUGGAGAUCUUUGACUACGACGGCCCCUUCUCAGCGCCAACAGCACUCGGCCAGGCAGAGGUUGACCUCGCCCUCUCUUUUGAUGCCCUUGAAGACCCGCCCUCAACACUGGAUGUGGAAAUAUUUGAUUACGAUGGGCCCUUCUCAGCGCCCACAGUGCUGGGCCAGGCAGAGGUUGACCUCGUGAGGUGCAGCGCCCAGGAGCUCUCAAACCUCUGGGUGCCGCUGCAGGGAGGGCAGCAGCCCCUUGUUUCACACGCCAACUCCCUCCCCUCUCCUCUUCCCGUUCUUUCCUUCGAUGCGUACGAAGACCCCCCAUCAACAUUAGAUGUGGAGAUCUUUGACUACGAUGGUCCCUUCUCAGCGCCCACAGCGCUGGGCCAGGCAGAGGUUGACCUCGUGAGAUCCAGCGCCCAGGAGCUCUCAGACCUCUGGGUGCCGCUGCAGGGAGGGCCGCGGACGGAGGCGCGCAAGGGGGGUAAGGCGCCGGGGCAGGGGCCGGGGCAGGGGGUGGAGGCGAGGCUGCAGCUGAGGGUGCUGCUAACGAGUACGAGUGAGGCUUCUCCACCAAUGAUUAUCGAGCGGAUCAGCAAGCAAGUCGGCAAGGAGCUCCUUCGUAUCUCGGAUGAGAAGAACACAGCCUUCCAUAACUUAUUUGACCUGCCCGACAACGAGCCGCUUAUCAACGACUUCUCCUGCGCGCUCAAGAAGAACCUCCUCUCGCAGGGUCGCCUCUUCCUCUCCCCGCGCCUGCUAGCCUUUCAUGCGUCCCUCUUCCGAGUGCGCAUAAAGCUAGCGGUGCGAUGGGAGGACAUCGACGAGCUGAAGGAGAACGCGCCCUCCAUCCACUCCAUCAACCGCCUCCUCAACCCCUCCAUCACCAUCUACGUCAAGCCGGGCCGCGGCGGCCCCGACACGCGCAGCGCUGCGUAUGGAAUUGACCCUUCCGGUCGGCUUAAGAUCCGGUUUCAGUCCUUCGCUCGCCCCACCAUUGCCUUCCGCCUGAUCACAGCCCUGUGGCGCCACAGAGCACUCCCCCCCGAGCAGCAGCUGGAGCGAGCCAAGGAGGCCGCCAGCGCUGCCGCUGCUGCAGAGGCUGGAGGGGCAGGGGCAGCGGCAGGAGCAGGGGGAGCGGGGGCAGGGGCAGGGGCAGGGGCCGGGGCAGGGACAGGGGCCGGGGCCGGGGCAGGGGAAGGGGAAGGGAUGGUGCGAAGCGCUUCCCAAGGCUUUGGGGUCGGUAGUGGAGGGGGUGUGGGUGUGGGCGGAGCAGCAGCAGCAGCAGGGAAAGGAGGGGCAGCAGGAGGGGGUGGUGUUGCUAGCGGUGUUGGUGGGGCAGUGGGGAGUGACGGCGAGGGGGUGGAGGAGCAGGUGGGGGUUUGCACGGACGUGUAUGAAAUGAUUGACUGCAUCAGCACUGCUGUGCCUAUGACGGUGGACCAGUUCCUGGCGAUGACAGAGCAACAGCAGCUGCAGCGCAAGGUAGCAGACGCCACAGGCCAGACCCACCUGGAGGUCUCUGAUUGGGUGGCAGUGGACGGCGCGCCGCCCGGAGCCGCCCGGCGGCAGCGCAACAUCAAGUUCAAGUUCUCCCGCCAGAUGUCGCCGUUUGGGACCACCGUGUCGGGCGUGCAGCAGGCCACUAAGGACGCGACACCUGGCAUGUGCACGUGGGCGAUGCUGGAGGAGUCAAUCACUCUGCACCAAGUGCCCUUUGGGGACUACUUCCAGGUGGAGACCAAGAGGGAGCUCAAGUCACAGCAGCUUCUGAAUGGCAAGGAGGAUGGGAGUGCGGAGGAUAAGGCACAUAGACUUAACGAGCGGGUGUCUGAACUCAAGACAACUGAGAACCUGGCUCCCUCGCCGCACCUCGCCGCUCUCCCCAUGGAUAUGAGUGGAUGUGGUUCGUCCUUCGCUUUCCCCACCUACCGUCCAUCUUCCCACCACAUCCAAACCCGUUCCGCCACCUUCCACAUCCACCUCCCCCCAUAUCCGCCCGCUUUCCCCACCUCCACACCCCCCACAUCCACCUUCCUGCAGGCGCACCUGGUUCCCCUCGGCGCAGCUGGCGGCAAUGCUGGUGGAGCGGGGCGGGUGCGAGCGAUGGGGAAGGUGGUGGCGGCGGAGGAAGGGGAGGACGACGGCAAGGCGCCGUGGGGGCACGUAGUGGAGGGGUUGCUGACGGCGGGCACGCUCAGCACGGGGAAUCGGCUCACGCUGGCGUUUGCACGGCUGGCUGAGAGGUUCCUGGCUUCGUGGGUGCGCAUCGAUGUGAGUGAGCAGGGGUGGGGGAAGGGGUGGGGGGGUAUAUGGAUCGAUGGCAUCAGCAAGGGGUUGGGGAAGGCGGGCAUGGUGAAACAGAUCAUGUUCCCUGCCAUGGCCGUCAAUCCCAAGAUGCAGCCAUGCCUGGCGCAUGUGCGCGUAGUGCUAGGUCAUGUGUACUUCCGCUACGGAUCCUUCCUGGAAGAUACACGCAAGCUCAAGCGCAUCAACCUGGCAGUCAAAAUGAUCCUCCACGCCAUCACUGCCUACGACCUUCGAUCACUGAGAGCGGAGCUAUUCAUAAACGCGUGUGACAAGCCCGUCAGUUUCGACAACUCGCUCUCCUCCGGCUGCUCCGGCUUCCCCGUCUUCAGCACACAGUGGACCCCCGGCUCCACAGACAUCCUAUUCCCCGACCCCCUCGACCUCGACUAUUCCCCUCCACAGCACGCUGAGCACGUGCCCUGGGCCAAGAAGGAGGGCAGGGCAGUGUGGCGGGGCAGCGGGUUUGAGCACGGGUUUGUGUUGGCGGAGGAGAUGGAGGAGGGGAUGAAGGAGUGCGCGUUCAAGUAUAUCCCCCUCCCUUCCUCCUUCUCAUCCCCCUCCCUUCCUCCUUCUCAUCCCCCUCCCUUCCUCCUUCUCAUCCCCCUCCCUUCCUCCUUCUCAUCCCCCUCCCUUCCUCCUUCUCAUCCCCCUCCCUUCCUCCUUCUCAUCCCCCUCCCUUCCUCCUUCUCAUCCCCCUCCCUUCCUCCUUCUCGUCUCCCGCCCAUCCUCUCGUGGGUCUCUUUCCCGCAGGAACGGGUUUGUAUUGGCGGAGGAGAUGGAGGAGGGGGUGAAGGAGAGCGCGUUCAAUCGGGCUUCAUGCAGUAUUUCGAGCCGCUCAUGCUGCCCGGAGUACACUACAUCCCGGUUACACACAGCUUCAUGGAUCUCGUGGCAGCGGUGGAGUGGAUGAGGCAGCACGACGAUGCGGUGCACACCAUGCUGCUCAACGCAAACGAGCUCGCCUCUCACGUGUGCACAACAGCCGUCGCCGUUGUUCCUUUUCUCUGCCUCUCCUCUCCGCGUCCCACAAACCCUUCCUCCUCUCCCGUGCCGCAGAAGGUGGACGGCAAGCAGGUCCAGAUUCAGUUAACGGGCUUCAUGGAGCGCCACACGGCGCGCUUCAUGCGCGAGCUCUGGUGCCUGCUGCUCAGCGCGCAGGCCAACGUUAGCGGCAUCCCGCAGAAGUUCCUGGAUGAAAAGGCGGAGGAGACAAGGAAGAAAAAGGAGGCGGAGCAGCGCAUUUUGUCGGAGAUUGGGCGCAAGAAGGGGGUGCAGCAGCAGGGCUCGUUGCUGGGCCCUGGCUCUGCCGCUGCUUCCAUCCCGGGAGUGGACGUGGAGGCUGCUCGACGGAAGGCCGCAGAAGCAGCAGCGCGCCUCACAGCUGCCCUCCUGGGUCAUCCCGCUCCCCCUACUGCUGCUGCGCCUGCGCCUGCUCCUGCCGCUGCACCCGCUGCUGCUGCGCCCGCCGCGGUGGUGACGAGGGAAAAGCGGAGCAGGAUCAACCCCCCUUGCCUCCUCCCCCUCGAAACCGUUCCCCCGCCCGCCGUCGCCAUCGCUCCCGCUCUUUCUCCCCCGAGCGCCGCUCCCGGUCCCCUCCCCGCCACCGCCGCUCCGCGUUCCGCUCCGACCGCCGCUCCCCCCCGCCGUUGUCUUACCGCAGCAGCCGCUACCGCUCCCCGCCUAGAAGCCGCGGGUACCAGCGCGACGGACGGUCGCCGCCAGGAGACUAUCGGCGCAGAGGGGGGGGGUCCCGCUCACCCCCCGCGCGCCGUUCGUAGGGAUAGGGGCGGCAAGGAGGAAUAUGGUGAUGAGGAGGAGGAGGAGGAUGAGCAGGAGGAUGUGCGGGGUGGUGUGCGCAAGGAGGCUAGGAUAGGAGGGGCAGGACGGCGGGAUGAGGAGGAGGACUACGACGAGGAGGAGGAGGAUGAUGGGGAAGGAGAGGAGGGUAGGAAGGGUAGGGCGGGUCGAUUGGUGGAGGAUAAGGGGAGAGAAGAACAGGUGAUGGUGAGAGAAAGGGGCCGGGCUGACGCGGGGAGAAGUGCCAAGCUCGAUGCAGGUGCGGGCAGGGAUGGGGGGAGGGGUGGGGGUAGGGGUGGGGGGAGGGAUGGUGGGAGGGGUGGGGGUAGGGGUGGGGGGAGGGAUGGGGGCAUGGGUGGGAGGGAUGGCGACAUUCCAUCCCCUGAUGCGGACGAGAGUGAGGGCGAAGAGCCGAAUGGCCGUCUGGGUGCUUUCGAAAAGUCUGGUGGCAGGAGGGAGAGCGAAGGGCGAAGGGGCAGGGGUGGGGUUGAGGAGGAGGGGGAUGAGGAGGAGGACAGGUGGGGUUCGGAUGGGGAGAGGAGGCAGGGUGAGAGGGGCAGGUAUGUCGCGCGUACGGGGGAGGGGGGCGGAUUCGAGGGGCGUGCGCGUGAGAGGCGAGAUGAGGAGAGGGGCACAGGCAGGGUGAUGCGGAGAGCAGGGUACGAGGACGAAAGAGGCGGGGAGAUGCGAGAGGGGCCAAGGGGUUUUGGCAGCAAGGGGCCUAGCGGUAGGGAUGAGCCAGGGGAAGAUUGGGAGGAGGAGCGGGGUGCUGGUGCUGGUGGGGGCUCUCGUGCCGGUCCUGUUGUUGGUGCAGGGGCUGGUGCACGUGACGUGCGUAGACCAGGCGACAGGUAUGAGGAUCGGCGGGAUAGGAGGGAUUUGAAGGCCGCGGAGCAGGAGCAGGGCGAGGAGGAAGAGAGGGGGGAAGAGGAUGAGGAGGAGGCAGGGGGGAGUCAGAGAAAGUCUCGUAGCUUUCUCUCUUCCCAAGAACCAUCUGCGUCUCCCCAAGAUGCUUCCCCUCCCUCCUCCGCUUCUCCCUCCCCCCGCCGCCCGACAAGAGAGGCUGGCACGCGAGGGGACGGGAAGGGAGGGCAGGUGAGCGGGGAGGGGCUGGGGAGGGCGUUGAGCGAAGAGUGGGAGGAGGAUGAGGGGAUGAACAGUGAGGAGAGGCGUGAGGCGAAGCGGAGGAGGAAGGAGGAGAAGAAGGCACGCAAGGAGGAGAAGAGGAGGAGGAAGGAGGAGAAGCGGCGGCGGAAAGAGGAGAAGCGUGCCGCAAAGGAGGCACGACGGGGCAUGGGAGGGGAGGAUCGGGGCAGCAGUGAGGAUGAGGAGGAGAGACAGCAGGAGGGAGGGGUGAACGGUGGUGAGAGGGGGGAUGGUGAAGGGAGAGGUAAGAGGGAGAGGGAGUGGGAGGAGGGAGAGGGUGGGGGGAGAGAGAGAGGGGGAGGGGGAUUUGUGGGGAGCAUGGAGGAGCUGAGGGAGAGGGCUCUGCGAUCCAUGCAGGCGAAACGGGCGCGAGAGGGCACAGCACGCCGCAAUGCUGCUCAUGUUCUUCCUGCUCGGCUGCGCCCUUCUAAUCAGCGAAACCACCAGCGGCACUCGCAUUCUUCUGUGAGGGGAUGCUCUUCACCCUUCACUCCACGGCCCACCACGGCCUCGAGCCGCGCUACCACAUGCUGCUCUUCUCCUCACUGCACUCCCCUCCACCGCUUCCUCCCCUCAUCCCUCCCCAUCCGCCGCACUCCCAUCUCUCCUCACCCCUCCCCGCCCAUCUCCCCCAUUCCCCAAUCCCUCUCCAUCCAUCCCCAUCCCGUUUCCCACAGCCUGCUCCCCCUCCCUCUGGGCGCGUUUCACAUCCUAGCAGCGCUCGCAUUCUUCUGUGAGGGGAUGCUCUUCACGCUGCACUCCACGGCGCACCACGGCCUAGAGCCACGCUACCACAUGCUGCUCGCCAUUUCCAUCUCUGCCUGUGUUGUGUGUGCGCUGCUGGCCGCUGCCAUGCCGCACUCCUUCCUGCUCGAUGCAGUUGGCAGCGGCGCGAUUGUCCUGCAGGGGCUCUUGUUCUGGCAGAUCGCCAUGUCUCUCUACGGCCCCAUGGUGCCAGCGGGCUGCUACCUGGGUCCUGACACCGUGAACUCGGGCUGCUACCUGGGUCCUGACACAGUGCACUGCGACUCCGAUGCAAGUGAGCACCGAGCCGAGGCCCUCGCUGUGCUUCAGUUCAUCGCCCUCCUCGCCUGCACCCUCGUGCUCUCACUCGUGUAUUACGGCAUGGUUGCGAGCGCUGCUUCUCGGUCGUCUCUUGAUCUUAUCCAUGCAACACAUGCUGUGGAAUGUGGGGAGGGGGAGGGAAAUGAUGGAACUAGUGGGGGGAGCGGGAAUGGUUGCAAGGGAGAGGUUGUGUUAGGGGCGCUUAGUGCGCAUGAGAACGGUACGGACACAGAUGCAGGUGUAGACGAGGAGAAAGGCCUUUUAUCUUAA